Molecule: messenger RNA, 1810 nt
Organism: Sycon ciliatum
Lineage: Eukaryota; Metazoa; Porifera; Calcarea; Leucosolenida; Sycettidae
Exons: 5
Coding region: 463-1773 (436 amino acids)
Source: RefSeq, a predicted model, not a curated record
CUCCGAGUGCCUCUCUCCCUUAUCACCAAUUGCAACGUAAGUACAAUGUAGUGUUUUGUCCCUGCACUCGUUUACUCCUGCAGUACAAUGCUACAGAUAAAGAUACUUGACGCGCCAGGGAGUCGGUCUGACUGGGUUCUUGCAUCCGCAAGAACACCGCCAUAUCCUCAAGGCGCAGAUGUAAUGCAAUGCAGAUCCUAAAAUAGCAAAUGUUUUGGGGAGCAAUGGUAGAAAGGAAGCAGAAAUUCUCCUGUUUCUUCAAAGUGCCUAAAGAUAUUUUCAAUUCGUAGACCCUCCGUCAUAGGGUUUCUACCCAUCGCUGCAAUUUGGAUAUGCAGCAACUUCGGCUGCCGCUGGAAUGCUGCAGAACGGAAUUGCUAUGACAGCAUUGAUCUAGCGGUGGUUGGCUGCUAGCUGUGGAGUGUUGAAGGAAGAUGUCUUGCGGGCCAACGUGUGGUUAUCAUGGUGUCCUGCCCAGAUCCAGCAAACAUCUUCCUAACUAUUCUAGCCAAGCUACGCUGGGGACCUGCGUUUGUGAGCAGCUCAAGUGCUGCACAGAGUUCAGAAUCCACUGCAGGAGGUGUUCUGUCUCCCAUCUUGAAGAGCAGCAUCUCUGGGUCAUACGAGGUUUCCCCUACCAGUAAUUAUCAAGACUUGUCUUCGGGAAGCCCGCAAGACAAUGCAGCAGGUUCAGUCCAGAUGCUUACCAAUCACCGUGACUUGAAGCCACUACUGAAACGCACUCCAGGCAAUCACGGCCAUUGUCCCAAGACAAACUUCAGGAUACUCCGGGAAUGCUUUGGCGAGGCCACUGUCUUUCUGGUGGACACAUCCCCGAAUGUGACGGACGCUUUCCUUGUGGCAGCUGGCAACGCCAUGAUGGAGUUUGUGACAACAGCAUCACGCACCACUGCUGGCAGUAUUGCAGUGAUGGCGUAUGGAGCAGCUCGCAGUUACUCUGGCCAGGCGCAAAUGAUCUUCAACAACGAACCCAGGACUUCGAAGGGCAAGCGCCUCCUGAGAAAGCGUAUCAAAAGUAUCGCACGAAGGCCAUCGAUCUCUGAUGCUCCUGAUUUGCCCAGUGCAAUCAGGCUGACUGACCAACUGCAAAGCAAGUCACAAAUUUGGCACGACAUCAUAGUGAUGAAUCCAAACGGUAUCAGAUAUAUCACACCAUCUGGACAUACAUAUCAAAACCUGGAAUUGCCGUUCCCCUCUUCUUCUCAAGCAUCUCCAUGUUCCAACGAGAGCACCACCAAGUCUUCAAAGGAUUGCCUGGCCUAUCUUCGUGACAGUCUCUUUACUCACUACCUGUGGAAGCCGAGAAGUAUCUUUGAAGACAAUGUCAUGUUGUGCACGCAAGAUCUGCCCUACAUGAUGCUUCCUGCCCAAUGGCCCAGACAAACUCAAACAUGUGCUGGAUCUCUGAGCAACAGCACCAGUGCUUCAUCCACCUCGUGGUGCCUCAAUGUGAAGAUUCACAAACUGCACGCUCAGAAGGUGAGGCGUUUCCAGAGCGAUGGCCAGAACUUCACCCUGACUUUGCACAUCAGGUCAAGCUCAGUGCAGCAGACCGUGAACUUUGAACAACACUCCAGCAGGUUUCUUGAAGCGGUUGUGACGGUUCCAAUCACACCAGGAAUCCAGUUAGCAGAGCACGGAGUAGUGCACUUCAGCAUAUCAACCACCUUGCCAGACAACAGUGCAGAGCAGUCUCUCGCUGUCACUGCCACAGCCCGUUUGGUUUGUGGACACACGCCGUGUACUGCUUAGGCCGGUUAGAGCAGCUCGCGCUGAACAACCAAGUCUA